AUGCCAGCAGUAAAGGAGGAAGAGCGCGAUGAAGUAUGCAUGUCAGGGACUGCUGCAUCUUCCACAGAGGUAAAAAAGCCCCUGAGGAUCAUGCUUCUAGGGAAGAGCGGGGCAGGCAAGAGCUCGAGUGGGAACACCAUGCUGGGAAAAAAGGUGUUUAAAUCAGACAUGAGUCUGAAGAGAGUCACUCAGUACUGUGAAAUGGGGAUUGGAAAAGUUGGGGAUGUGCACAUCGAUGUUAUUGACACUCCAGGGUUUUUUGAGACAGACCGCAAGAAGGAGGAAAUAGUUCGAGAAAUUCUGCAGUCUGUCAAACUCCAGGAUCCAGGUCCUCACGUCUUUGUGUUAGUGAUCCCUAUUGGAAGGAUGACUCAGGAAGACGAAGAUACCAACAGCCUGAUUGAAAGCAAAUUUGGGCCAAGAGUGUGGGACUACACCAUUGUGCUUUUCACUCAUGGGGAUCGUUUGGAGGGAAAGACGAUAAACGACGUCAUCACUGAGAGCGAAGAAAACCUCCGCAACUUCAUACGCAAGUGUAGCGGUGGCUUCCAUGUCUUCAACAACAAUGAACCGGAGGAACAGGAUCAGGUGACAAGCUUUAUUGCAAAGAUCCAGACUCUGGUGGCCCUGAAUGCAGGGGAACAUUACAAGUCAAAGCUGUACCCUAAAAAGGAGAGGGAGAUCAGGGAAAGACAGGAGUGUACCCUGAAAGAGAGAGAUGAGGAGAUCAGGUGCAAGGAGAGACAGCUGCAGGAGAGAUUCCAGGGGGAAGAACUGAAGAAGGAGAAGAGGAAGCUGUGGAGAGCAGAGGAGAAAAAGGCAAGACUGGCUGCAGAGAAGUUUAACUUGAAACUGCUAGAUGUCUUCUUGAUGUUCCUCUUUGGAGUCAUGUUGAGCUCAGUGAUAGGUUGGGCUGCAAUACCAGUGAUGAUCAUCUUUGUGUUUAUUUACGUAAAUGUCUUUCCAACUAUUUCAGAAAAAAUACCAUGGAUGUCUAGCAAGAAAACUCAGUAGAUAUGUGUUGAGAUAGUGAUGCAUUAUUAGUAAUUAGUCAUGUAUUCCUCAAGUCUAUAAUAGAUAAUGUGAUUAAUUUAAUUUCAAAGAAUUUGUUUGGAAAAUGUUUGUUUUAAACCUGUCAAAAUGUAUAAAAAAGUUUGUAGCUUUGUUCUGAUUAACACUGAAUCCACUCAUGUAACAAAACAGUAAAAAAAAAUAGUACUGAGAUUCACUGUGCUUUGAAGUGGAGUUUAAUACUGUUUUAUGAUGAUAAGAUUUAAGAAUAAGAUUUACUCAAGCAGAGCUUCUUAGUAGGUCUAUGAACUAUUUUGUUAUAUUUUUGUAGCAAUUUACAAUAACGUGUCGGAACUGUCACCUAUCAUAAAAGAAAGAUAAAAUAUAAAUCAGCAGCAUAAAAAAACAGAACCAAAAGAAAGAAAGGCAACCUCUCUGAAUUGAAAUUAUUGCUCAACUAUGGCAGUGAUUUUCACUGCCAGAGUUUUUAAGAUUGUGGGAGUGUCUGCAGCUCAGUUUCUGUUUCAUUUCUUAUGCAGCACAGGUAGGACACUGCUUCGAGAUUGUAUCUGUUAUUAUCAUGGUAAUUUUUGAACAACAAAUCUAUUUUAAUCGCUUAGCUGUUUGUACUGCAGUUUUGAGAAACAGUUGCACAUAUUAAACAGACUGAAUUGA
Molecule: messenger RNA, 1686 nt
Organism: Scomber scombrus (Atlantic mackerel)
Lineage: Eukaryota; Metazoa; Chordata; Actinopteri; Scombriformes; Scombridae
Product: GTPase IMAP family member 7-like
Exons: 3
Coding region: 1-1014 (337 amino acids)
Molecular function (GO): GTP binding
Source: RefSeq, a predicted model, not a curated record